GACUAUAUCAAAUUAGAGUUCAGUGCAUAUCCUUUCAAAACAGCGACUGGAAAAAGACUAGUAUUUGUAUUGAUAAAGUGUGGAUUUCGUCAGAAACUGAUACGGAUGACACGUCGCACCGCUGAUUUUGUACCAUUUCUGGUUAAAGUCGCUUCUUAUCCUGACGAUCAAGCUGCCUAGUCCGCAAGCAAGAUGGAAGGACAGCAAAUAACCCACUGGCCUCUGUACAUCAAUGCUGCGAUGUCUAUCUGUGCCUUUGUCCUGACUGUGCGUCUCAUCCCAAGGUUCUAUGAUCUCUUCAUCGCAGCUGACAUGUACGGAAAGGACAUGAGUAAGAAGAUACCAAAGGGACAAGAACCAAAGAAAGUUCCCGAGGGUCUUGGAGUGAUCACCGGAGCUGUCUUUCUCAUUGUCAUGUUUCUCUUCAUCCCCGUUCCGUUCUGGAGAAUGUGGAAAUCAGAUACAAGAGAAGACUUCCCUCAUGACAGGUUUGUAGAGUUCAUCGCAGCCCUUCUGUCUAUAUGCUGCAUGAUAUUCCUUGGCUUCGCUGACGAUGUCUUGGACCUAAGAUGGCGCCACAAGCUCCAGCUUCCCACGAUGGCGACCUUGCCCUUGCUCAUGGUCUACGUCGUCAACUAUGGCUCUACCACUAUCAUGGUCCCAAAACCACUCAAUGCAUACAUCGGCAAUGAUAUUAACCUUGGAGUCUUGUACUACAUCUAUAUGGGGAUGUUAGCCGUCUUCUGCACCAAUGCAAUCAACAUCUUGGCUGGAGUGAAUGGCUUGGAAUGCGGUCAGUCAGCGGUCAUCUGUAUCAGUGUUAUCAUCUUCAAUAUCGUCCAGUUAUCAGGAAAUUGGAGUGAAGCUCAUCUAUUCUCUUUGUACUUCAUGAUGCCAUUCUGUGCUGUCUGCCUGGCUCUCCUUUAUCAUAAUUGGUAUCCCUCAAGGGCCUUCGUGGGGGACACCUUCUGCUACUUCGCUGGCAUGACCUUUGCCGUGGUAGCCAUCUUAGGUCACUUCAGCAAGACCAUGCUUCUCUUCUUCAUCCCGCAAGUCAUCAACUUUGUCUUCUCCGUCCCUCAGCUCUUCCAUUUUGUGCCCUGCCCCCGGCAUAGACUGCCAAAGUUCAAUCCUGAUACAGAUACCCUAGGAAUGAGCUAUACAAGAUUUAAGAUGAAGAACCUUGGCUUUAUAGGGAGGUUAGCAGUGAGGGUAUGUGGGUUAGUUGGAGUGAUACACAUUAAAGAAGGAGUAGGAGAAGACAAGGAGGAGACGGAGUGCAGUAACUUCACCAUCCUCAAUCUGGUCUUGAAGAUAACGGGUCCAAUGCAUGAAAGAAACCUGGUUCUUGUCAUGCUCUUCAUACAGGUACUUGGAUCAUGUGUUGCUUUCUUUGUGCGCUUCUACCUUGCAGGGUUCUUCUAUGACGUUAUAGUGUACUAGAUAGUUAAUAUUCCCAAAGAUUACUCUUUUGAUAUUUUAUGUAAAUUUCUUUCCUAAAUUUAUAUUACUAAAUAAAUGAACAAAAUUUUGUAUGAAUCAUGUGAGCAAAGAACUAUGUUAUGAUUAAAGAUGAUACAUAUCUUGCAUAUGAAAGAAUUUUUAAAAAUUGUAAUCGUAUGCAUACACAAUAUGUUUUGUAAGAUACCUGAUAUUAAGACGCAAUAAUUAUUAGCUGAAUAUUGGUUGCUGUAUUUCCAAUCGUGGUAUUAAUGAAACAAAAAAUGUACAUGUUUAUUCAUUUUAAUGUGGUAUAGGUUCAGGAUUUAUUCUAUUGGGUUACUGGGUGCAAGAAUGGUUUUAAAUACUUCUUCUACACUUCUACACUAUGCAUAUGACCCGCUGCAGAUGAAAUAUUAUUUCAAUUGCACCAUUGCCCACAGAAGGAGCGUUAGCGAGUGUGUGAGAAAUGUACAUGGAGAUGGUCUAGUAAAAAAUUCAUAAUAAUAAUAAUAUGGAAAAUUUAUAUAGCGCUUGUGAUGCAAGUUUCAAAGCGCUGUACAUGUACACAAAUCAAAAUUACUUCCAAAAGAGGAGAGUCACUUUCAUUUAGCCCCAGAGAAACUUUAUCAUGAUGAUUCAAUUGGCUUUCUAAAACAGACAAGUUGAAAAAAAAAUUAUGUUUCUCUGUAAUAUAAAGGUGAAUUAUCGAUUUACAAACUAUGUAAAAAGGGAUGACAAAGUUAUUGUAGUUUAUACUUUUCCAAUGAUCUUAUUCUAUCCACCUAUUGGUCGACUGUAAUACUGAUGACAUGAUUGUGUCAAAAUUGUUAUUACUAUUGAUUAGCAUUAUGUGCAGAAAAUUAUAUUUCU
This is a messenger RNA of Strongylocentrotus purpuratus (purple sea urchin), 2313 nucleotides long. RefSeq names its product UDP-N-acetylglucosamine--dolichyl-phosphate N-acetylglucosaminephosphotransferase. Gene Ontology annotation, biological process: protein N-linked glycosylation; dolichol-linked oligosaccharide biosynthetic process. The transcript is spliced from 11 exons. Gene Ontology annotation, molecular function: UDP-N-acetylglucosamine-dolichyl-phosphate N-acetylglucosaminephosphotransferase activity. The coding region runs from base 193 to 1443 and encodes 416 amino acids. Gene Ontology annotation, cellular component: membrane. NCBI's taxonomy places the organism in Eukaryota, Metazoa, Echinodermata, Echinoidea, Camarodonta, Strongylocentrotidae. The record is from RefSeq and is a predicted model, not a curated record.